AUGUCUACCGCGUCCCUCGAUGACGCGCGCUGGAAGCAAGCAGAGGUAGUGUUGCUCGAUAUUGCACGUAAUUUGUGGAGCGAUGCCGGCUUCCAAAACCUCAUUGCGUCGUUCCCAGAGGACAGCAGAACAAGUGCCGAUGCGCUGAUCGCACAUGUGGAAGACCUUACGCGGCGCGAUAUCAAGGCUGUGUACUUGAAGCAACUACAAGGCACUCUAUGGACAACCGGCUUCCGCAACGGUGAUCUGAAGACCCCGCUCUUCGACGACGUCGUGCCUACACUCGAGCAAUGGAAAACUACUCAGGGCAAAACACUGGCCAUCUUCUCCUCAGGCAGUGUGGCAGCACAGCUGCAGUUCUUCUCCUACGUCAGAGACGGUCCGAAUGAAACUCGGGACAUUAAACCCUUGUUCUCUGCGCACUACGAUACCGUGAACGCGGGGCCUAAGCUGGAAAAGGAGUCUUAUGAAAAGAUAUGCUCUGAGUUGGCAAAGGACGUGAGCAAAGUCACAUUCUUGACUGACAAUAUCAAAGAGGCUGAAGCAGCCACGGCAGCGGGCGUCUAUGCUGUGGUCGUGGACAGACCGGGUAAUGCGCCGCUGUCGGAUGAAUCGAGGAAGAGGUUUGCUGUGAUCGAGAGGUUGACUGACUUGCCGUAA
Messenger RNA from Alternaria alternata, 660 nucleotides. RefSeq names its product 2,3-diketo-5-methylthio-1-phosphopentane phosphatase. Lineage: Eukaryota; Fungi; Ascomycota; Dothideomycetes; Pleosporales; Pleosporaceae. Gene Ontology annotation, molecular function: magnesium ion binding; acireductone synthase activity. The record is from RefSeq and is a predicted model, not a curated record. The transcript has 4 exons. Bases 1 to 660 code for a protein of 219 amino acids.